GGGCAUGCCUCUGUUGAUAAGAGCUCAGCUUGCUCUCAACUUUGCUCAUUUCACAACAGUGUGUGUGUGCGUGCGUGCUCCUGCCAGAGUUGGACAGCUCUGUCCUCAGGGUCGUCAUUUGCAUGCUUUGUUGGCGGACCUUGAGUCCACAACACCCCACAUAUCCAAGCGCCCACUCUUCCUGUCUGACGAGACCGCCUACUCCUUCCCUGUUGGGGGUCAGACCCAGCAAGACAUCUGCUCUCCACCACAAGUCCCACCCACUCCCUCUGAACAAACCCUGAACGGACUGGAUGAAACAGAGUCCUUCAGCUCGGCACAGAGAAGUCCCUGGUCUAGAGAAAGCAGCAGUCCAACCCAACCCACUGGUGAAGAGGACCACGUAUACAGUUUCCCUAACAAGCAGAAGAAUAGUGAGUCAUCAGCUGUUGCCAUGAACUCAACUUUGGGCAGCAACCUGUCUGAGCUGGACCGUCUGCUAUUGGAGCUCAAUGCUGUCCAGCAAAGCACCCCUGCUUUCCCCACAGAAGAAGAAGCAGCUCCACCACUGCCUGCCUGCAGUAUCAUCCACCAUAUCCAAGAGAAUGGAGUCUCUACCGCCGGCAAGGCCGUACCACCUGAAAUGGAAAAGCCAAAGCGCGGUGCAAUGGCUCGCGGGAUAGAGGAUGUGCGACCAAGUGUUGAGAGCCUUCUAGAUGAACUGGAAAGUUCUGUGCCCUCACCCAUUCCCACACCACUGGUGUUGACAGACGAACAAGGAGAUGGACAAGAGGAAACACCAGCACAGCAGCAAGCCAGAAUGUCUGCCUCCUCUGCCACACGAGAGCUGGAUGAGCUCAUGGCCUCCUUGUCUGACUUCAAAGUCCAAAGCAAUAUCCAGUCCAAGGGAAAGACGUCCCCCACGGCGCCCCCUAAACCAGCCAACAAGCUGGACAACAUGCUGGGGAGCCUGCAGUCAGACCUCAACAGACUGGGAGUCCAGACUGUGGCUAAGGGCGUCUGUGGAGCCUGCAAGAAACCCAUUGUUGGACAGGUGGUUACCGCCAUGGGCAGAACAUGGCACCCGGAGCACUUUGUGUGCACACACUGUCAGGACGAGAUAGGCUCCAAGAACUUCUUUGAGCGAGACGGGCAGCCAUACUGUGAGAACGACUACCACAACCUGUUCUCACCGAGAUGCCACUACUGCAACGGGCCCAUUUUGGAUAAAGUAGUGACUGCCCUGGACAAGACCUGGCAUCCGGAGCAUUUCUUCUGUGCCCAGUGUGGAGCCUUUUUUGGACCAGAAGGUUUCCAUGAGAAGGACGGGAAGGCCUUCUGCAGAAAGGACUACUUUGACAUGUUUGCCCCUAAAUGUGGCGGAUGUGCCCGUGCCAUCCUGGAGAACUACAUCUCCGCUCUCAACUCCCUCUGGCACCCCGAAUGCUUCGUCUGCAGGGAGUGCUUCACGCCGUUCAUAAACGGCAGCUUCUUCGACCACGACGGGCAGCCGUACUGCGAGGCGCACUACCACGAGCGGCGCGGCUCACUGUGCUCCGGCUGCCAGAAGCCAAUCACCGGCCGCUGCAUCACGGCCAUGGGCAAGAAGUUCCACCCAGAGCACUUUGUGUGUGCUUUCUGCCUCAAGCAGCUCAACAAAGGCACCUUCAAGGAGCAGAACGACAAGCCCUACUGCCACGGCUGCUUCAUCAAACUCUUCAGUUAGACUGUGGGCGAACAUCUGCAUGCGUCGACACUUUGCGUCGAGACUUUACUGACUGUCCAACCUCUCAGGUUUGGCAUUUCACACUUUUGCUAAACAAUUUUUAAAGAGAGCCCAAAGAGAUUUUUAUUUAGAGGUUUAUUUGCUGUGUGCAGCAAAGAAAAUAUGCUAAUUACCCCUUGUGUGUGUGUAUGUGUGUGCGUGUGUGUACAUAUAUAAACAUAUGAGAGAGGUUGUGAGACUCCCUCAGAGCUGUGAUUUGUUCAUGAUUUUAUUACCCCAUUGCAGGGCAAGACCCUGCGCAGUAUGGUGGUUUUACAAUAUGCAGGUAUGAGAUGGCUGCUUGAUCGCAUGGACCACAGAGAGUUGACUUAAUCAGAUUUAACAUAUGUCGAGUGUUGACUACCCAGUGCUCGGCCAAUGAGUGAUAUAAUCUAUGAAAACAGAUGUAUUUUUCUACCUUUGGAACCUAUUGACGUGCCAUUUAAAAUAACCACGUGAACGCUCUAUAUGUACAGUACAUGUACACAGAGACACACUGAACUCACUUCUUUCAAAUGCCAGUUAAAACUCUUCGCACACUCCAACCACAGAACUUUUGAUGAAACUGUCUUAAAGGUGCAUUUUACAAGUUAUUGUCAUCAGGAUAUUAAUCCCUAUUUUUCUACUGUUGUUUAAAAAAAAACCCAACCCAGAUGUUUUUUCGGUGUCAGUAUAGAGUACAUACACACGUGCUUAUGUAAUUCUUUGUUUCACAUUGGAAGUGAAAUCAGUCUAGAGAAGAACCACACUGAACUCUUUUUCAUAUCGCAACUCUGAACUUUCUUAUUCUACUACUGCAAAGUUUGUGCUGUCAUUUCCAUGAAUAUUUUUCAAUUGAAAUUAAACAUGAUGGCUGGUGAUAACAAAAAGUAAGUUAAUAAGAAUUAUAUAUUACUGUGUUUUUUUGUUUAGUUUUUUUUAAAAGCCAAAACAAUGAUUAGAGUGAAGAUUUACAGCUUUCAUGAGAUUUCUUUCCAUAUUCUUGUGGCUUUAUCACUUCGUUAAAUGAAUAAGCCUGGUUCAUGAUUUCAAAUUUGGUUGUGCAUCUGGAUUACAAGCAUGCUACUUGAUUUUUUGUGUGGAGUUUAUUCAGCACUAGCUGCCAUUUGCUGUUACAAUCAGAAUUUAAAUUCAUAUGCAGUAUGCUAGACAGUGAUAACUGUAUAUAUAAUCAUUAUCUUUUUAGCGGUUCAGGUUGAUGCAGAGCUGGCUCUAUUGGCAAGUAGGCCGACAGUAGUUUUUCCCUCCUCCAACACACACAGACCAGCUUGGGUUCCGGUUCGUCAGACUUCCUCGGAAGCAGCCCUCAGUGUUUCGAUUUUGAGUAACGAGUUAUGAUCCUGCCGUCUGAGCUGAUCUCUGUGCUGGGCUCACUGGUGGAAGCUGGAUGUUAAUGUGUUAUGUGCUGGUCAGGAAUCAGAGUAAGACACCAUGCCAGGGCCGAGCCUUUGGCCAAAUUCAUGUAAUGACCCAUUUCAAUCUUUAUUUUACUUUUUUUGCGCGUUUUGUUUUUGAUUUAUAGGUGUGCAAGGAGUUAUGACAGUAUCCACACUCAAAAUGUUUAACUUUGAGAAAAAUAUUUGUGUUCUCGUGCCAAAUGUGUCAAUGCAAUAAGGUCUUACACACUGGAGUCGUCCUGUGAUCCGACUCUUUCCGGGCUGAACUCUGGGAGAGGCUUCACCUGCUGUGGUGCAUCUCAACCUUUAACCUUUACACUGUAAUAGACGAGCCAAUGGAGAGACCCUCUCCGGUGUACACUUGUAGCAGACUGAGAUUGACAGGUAGCAGGGGCUGUCAGAAAGACGUUUGCACCUUCAUUUAAACUGUGUUUGCCUGAGAAAAUGGCAAUUUUAGUUUUGAGUUAAUUUGACCACGAGUGUAUUUGUGUUCUGACAUUAUAUUGCCUUAUUGUUUUUGCUUCUGUCAAAGAAUAAAACAUUUUAAAAAAUCUUAA
Molecule: messenger RNA, 3698 nt
Organism: Scophthalmus maximus (turbot)
Lineage: Eukaryota; Metazoa; Chordata; Actinopteri; Pleuronectiformes; Scophthalmidae
Product: paxillin-like
Exons: 11
Coding region: 5-1705 (566 amino acids)
Biological process (GO): substrate adhesion-dependent cell spreading; endothelial cell migration; transforming growth factor beta receptor signaling pathway
Source: RefSeq, a predicted model, not a curated record